This is a messenger RNA of Melozone crissalis (California towhee), 909 nucleotides long. It is a transcript of the gene TNNT2, whose product is annotated as troponin T2, cardiac type. Lineage: Eukaryota; Metazoa; Chordata; Aves; Passeriformes; Passerellidae. The record is from RefSeq and is a predicted model, not a curated record. Gene Ontology annotation, cellular component: troponin complex. Bases 1 to 909 code for a protein of 302 amino acids. The transcript has 17 exons. Gene Ontology annotation, molecular function: troponin C binding; tropomyosin binding; troponin I binding. Gene Ontology annotation, biological process: cardiac muscle contraction; sarcomere organization; regulation of muscle contraction.
AUGUCAGACACGGAGGAGGUCACCGAGGAGUAUGAGCAGGAGCAGGAAGAGGAGUGCGUGGAGGAAGAAGAGGAAGAAUGGAUAGAGGAAGAUGACGGUCAGGAGGAGCAGGUAGAGGAGGUGGAGGAGGAGACCACAGAAGCCAAGGCAGAAGAGCAAGAAGAUGAAACGAAAGCAGCAGGAGAAGGUGGAGAGGGAGAGCGGGAGCAGGAGCCCGGGGAAGGGGAAUCGAAGCCAAAACCCAAAGUCUUCAUGCCCAACCUGGUGCCCCCCAAGAUCCCAGAUGGCGAGAGACUGGAUUUUGAUGACAUUCACCGCAAGCGCAUGGAGAAGGACCUGAAUGAGCUGCAGGCCCUCAUUGAAGCCCACUUUGAGAGCAGGAAGAAGGAGGAAGAGGAGCUGCUGUCCCUCAAGGACAGGAUUGAGCAGCGGCGAGCGGAGCGGGCGGAGCAGCAGCGGAUCCGCAGCGAGCGGGAGAAGGAGCGCCAGGCCCGCAUGGCCGAGGAAAGAGCCCGCAAGGAGGAGGAGGAGGCACGGAAGAGGGCGGAGGAGGAAGCGCGGAAGAAGAAGGCGUUCUCCAACAUGCUGCACUUUGGGGGAUACAUGCAGAAGUCAGAGAAAAAGGGUGGCAAGAAGCAAACAGAGCGGGAAAAGAAGAAGAAGAUCCUCAGUGAGCGACGGAAGCCCCUGAACAUCGACCACCUCAGUGAGGACAAGCUGAGGGACAAGGCCAAGGAGCUGUGGCAGAACAUCCAUGACCUGGAGGCUGAGAAAUUUGACCUGCAGGAGAAGUUCAAGCGGCAGAAAUACGAGAUCAAUGUUCUUCGAAACCGCAUCAGUGACCACCAGAAAGUCAAAGGAUCCAAGGGUGCCCGUGGGAAGACCAUGGUGGGCAGCCGAAGGAAGUAG